CUGUCAGUCUUGUUGAAUGGCUUUUUGGCUUGGCUUUAUUUUCGGGGUCGAAAAAGUGGAAUAAAAUAAACAGUUUGCUCAAUUCAUCGUUGCAACGAAACGUUCCACAAUGUCGCAGCGAUUCCCUGCGGCCAACGUGAAUGCCGGUCCAGGCUCGCAGCGUUAUCCUGCUUCACCAGGCCAAAACAAUCAGCCGCCCGUGAUGCGUCCAUACGGACCGGGUACCAAUUUUUCGCCCCGUGCGUACACUCCUCCACCGCAGAUGGGAGGUGGCGGUGGGCCGGCUCAAAAUCAGCAUCAACGCCCGAUGCAACCCGGCUUCCAGGGCGGCAGCAUGCGGGGCUCUCCAAUGUCCGCGUCUUCCGGAGGAAAGCGAAAUGCCGAGAGCCGUGCCUCAAUGAAUCAGGCUCAGCAGAAAAAUGAUUAUUCGGUAAAAAAGAAGAAAAAACUUGCAGACAAAAUUCUGCCCCAAAAGGUGCGCGACCUAGUACCCGAGUCACAGGCGUACAUGGACUUGCUGGCGUUCGAACGCAAACUGGAUGCGACCAUUAUGCGCAAACGGUUGGACAUCCAGGAGGCACUGAAGCGCCCGAUGAAGCAGAAACGCAAGCUGCGUAUCUUCAUCUCGAACACAUUCUACCCGAGCAAGGACGGCAGCGAGGGUGACGCUAACCCGGACGGUUCCGUUGCGUCCUGGGAGCUGCGCGUGGAGGGCCGCCUGCUGGAGGACAACAAAUCGGACCCGACCAAGAUAAAGCGCAAGUUUUCCAGCUUCUUCAAAUCGCUCGUCAUCGAGCUGGACAAGGAUCUGUACGGGCCGGACAAUCAUCUGGUCGAGUGGCACCGUACGCACUCCACGCAGGAAACGGACGGGUUUCAGGUGAAGCGUCCGGGUGACCGGAAUGUGCGCUGCACGAUUCUGCUGCUGCUCGAUUAUCAACCGCUGCAGUUUAAGCUCGAUCCACGGCUCGCCCGUUUGCUGGGCGUGCACACACAGACGCGUCCGGUCAUUAUAUCCGCCCUGUGGCAGUACAUCAAGACGCACAAGCUGCAGGACGCCCAUGAGCGGGAGUACAUUGCAUGUGACAAGUAUUUGGAACAGAUUUUCGGCUGUCCGCGCAUGAAGUUCGCUGAGAUUCCGCAGCGCCUGAACCCGCUGCUGCAUCCGCCCGAUCCGAUCGUGAUCAACCACGUGAUAACGGUCGAGGGUGGGCUGGAAAACAAGCAAACCGCCUGCUACGACAUCGACGUGGAGGUGGACGACACGCUCAAAAAUCAGAUGAACACGUUCCUGCUCAGCACGGCCAGCCAGCAGGAGAUACAGACGCUCGACGGCAAGAUCCACGACACAGUCGAGACGAUCAAUCAGCUGAAAACGAAUCGCGAGUUCUUCCUCAGCUUCGCCAAGGAUCCGCAAACGUUCAUACAGAAGUGGAUCGUGUCGCAAACGCGUGACCUCAAGGCGAUGACGGACAUCGUCGGCAAUCCGGAGGAGGAGCGGCGGGCCGAAUUCUACCACCAGCCGUGGACACAGGAGGCCGUUUCGCGGUACUUCUUCACCAAGGUGAACCAGAAGCGGGCCGAGCUGGAGCAGGCCCUCGGCAUCCGGAACUCUUAAUUUGCUGGUGGACUUUUGUCGACGGUCGCCCGUGGGUGCAUUUGUAUGAUUUUCUCGUGUUGGUAAUUCGUCACCACAUUCAAUUUUAUUACGUACUAAGACGAUCCCAAUCCCCCAACUUUUCCGGCGGAGGGAAGGAUAUAUAAUCUGUAUUUGCAAUAAGUUUUGACGCUUUUUUUACGAACAGUUCUCGUAAAUUAAUACAAAUAAAUACUCUAGGAGUGGAAACAUUCCCGCAUUGAAA
Molecule: messenger RNA, 1862 nt
Organism: Anopheles merus
Lineage: Eukaryota; Metazoa; Arthropoda; Insecta; Diptera; Culicidae
Product: brahma-associated protein of 60 kDa-like
Exons: 3
Coding region: 110-1618 (502 amino acids)
Biological process (GO): regulation of transcription by RNA polymerase II
Cellular component (GO): nucleus; SWI/SNF complex
Source: RefSeq, a predicted model, not a curated record